CAGCUGACCGACAUUUGGGCUAAUCAGGAAGCCGUGAACACCCUAUGAUCAGGGAAUGGACUUUAGACACCCACCUCUCUCAAUACUUCUACAACAUCAUGAAGGUUCUUGCUAUCCUCUACCGCGGCGGUGAGGCUGCUCAGCAGGAGCCCCGUCUCUUGGGUACCGUUGAGAACCAGCUUGGUAUCCGCGAAUGGCUCGAGUCGCAAGGCCACGAGUACAUUGUUUCAGACUCAAAGGAGGGCCCCGACAGCGACUUCCAGAAGCAUAUCGUGGAUGCUGAAGUCUUGAUCACCACUCCCUUCCACCCUGGGUACCUCACUGCAGACCUCUUUGAGAAGGCGAAGAACCUCAAGAUCUGUAUCACCGCCGGUGUUGGCUCGGACCACAUCGACCUUAACGCGGCCGUGAAGAAGAACGUCCAGGUCCUUGAGGUCUCGGGCUCCAACGUCGUCUCUGUCGCGGAGCACGUCGUCAUGUCCAUCCUCCUCCUCGUCCGCAACUUUGUCCCCGCCCACGAGAUGAUCGAGCGCGGCGACUGGCAGGUCUCAGACAUUGCGCGCAAUGCGUUCGAUCUCGAGGGCAAGGUUGUGGGCACGAUCGGUGCCGGUCGUAUUGGCUACCGUGUCUUGCAGCGUCUUGUGCCCUUCGACACCAAGGAGCUCCUCUAUUACGACUACGCAGCCCUGCCCGAAGCUGCCGCCAAGGCCGUCAACGCCCGCCGCGUCGAGGACCUCAAGGAGUUCGUCUCGCAGUGCGACGUUGUCACCGUCAACUGCCCCUUGCACGAGGGUACCAAGGGUCUGGUCAACGCUGAGCUGCUCAAGCACUUCAAGAAGGGUGCCUGGCUCGUCAACACCGCUCGUGGUGCCAUUUGCGACAAGGACGCUGUCGCCGCCGCUCUCAAGAGCGGCCAAAUCAACGGCUACGCCGGUGAUGUGUGGAACGUCCAGCCCGCGCCCAAGGACCACGUCUGGCGGACGGCUAAGAACCCCCUUGGCGCCGGAAACGGCAUGGUGCCGCAUUACUCGGGCACGACGCUCGAUGCUCAGGCGCGCUACGCCGCGGGCACAAAGAACAUCCUCGACCACUACCUGAAUGGCACCAACCAGGAGCCCCAAAAUGUCAUUGUCGGUGUCGGCAAGUACGAAUCCAAGGCCUACGGUCAACGCUAGAGGAUGUGUACCUGCGCUGGAGUCGUGGUCUCGCUCGUAUAAGGUUUUUUAUGGAUGAAUGACUGUAUAUAUAAUCACGCAUUUCUUAUGUAUCAAUGCUCUCCAACAAAAUCUCAC
This is a messenger RNA of Coniophora puteana RWD-64-598 SS2, 1292 nucleotides long. Its product is annotated as NAD-dependent formate dehydrogenase. Gene Ontology annotation, cellular component: cytosol. The record is from RefSeq and is a predicted model, not a curated record. The coding region runs from base 45 to 1175 and encodes 376 amino acids. The transcript has 9 exons. Gene Ontology annotation, molecular function: formate dehydrogenase (NAD+) activity; oxidoreductase activity, acting on the CH-OH group of donors, NAD or NADP as acceptor; NAD binding. Lineage: Eukaryota; Fungi; Basidiomycota; Agaricomycetes; Boletales; Coniophoraceae.